Argentina anserina (silverweed cinquefoil) is the source of this 836-nucleotide messenger RNA. Its product is annotated as peptidyl-prolyl cis-trans isomerase CYP19-3. The record is from RefSeq and is a predicted model, not a curated record. Gene Ontology annotation, biological process: protein folding; protein peptidyl-prolyl isomerization. The transcript is spliced from 2 exons. The coding region runs from base 173 to 697 and encodes 174 amino acids. Gene Ontology annotation, molecular function: peptidyl-prolyl cis-trans isomerase activity. Lineage: Eukaryota; Viridiplantae; Streptophyta; Magnoliopsida; Rosales; Rosaceae.
UAAGAAAAUAAACGAGAGAAGAAGGUUGGUUUUGCAAAUAAAUUUCCAAAACCCUAAACCCCUAUCCCCUGAGCCUAUAUAAACUUAACCAUAAGACCUUGGUCAUUCAUCUCAGUUCAGUUUGCAACUCCAAGCCAACUCUCAUACUGUCAGGUUCUUAGAUCUGAACACAAUGUCGAAUCCAAAGGUUUUCUUUGAUAUCCUGAUUGGAAGGAUGAAGGCAGGUCGCGUUGUAAUGGAGUUGUUUGCUGAUGUUACACCAAAGACUGCUGAGAACUUCCGAGCUCUUUGCACUGGCGAGAAGGGGAUUGGAAUAUCUGGGAAGCCAUUGCACUACAAGGGCUCUAAGUUUCACCGCAUUAUCCCAAAUUUCAUGUGUCAAGGUGGAGAUUUCACAAGGGGUAAUGGAACUGGAGGAGAGUCCAUCUAUGGUGAAAAGUUUACUGAUGAAAACUUCAAGUUGAAGCAUACAGGACCUGGAAUUCUGUCCAUGGCAAAUUCUGGAGCAAACACUAACGGUUCUCAGUUCUUCAUUUGCACAGAGAGAACCUCGUGGCUUGAUGGAAAGCAUGUUGUGUUUGGGAAAGUGGUUGAUGGUUAUAGCGUUGUUCAGAAGAUGGAGAAGGUUGGUUCAGAUUCAGGAACUACAACAGAACCUGUGGUUAUUGAAGAUUGUGGACAGAUAACAGAGAACUGAUGUUUGAACAGCAGUAUAUCACUCUUUAAAUUAGAAUGCUCUUGUAAAGCAAAGUAGAACACAUGUUGAAUUAUCUUGAAUAAUACAUGUAGUUUGGAUCAUCUUGUGAUUUCUACUAUUGGAUGUUGUGUUGUUUACU